Messenger RNA from Salmo salar (Atlantic salmon), 2058 nucleotides. RefSeq names its product neuroblastoma suppressor of tumorigenicity 1. Gene Ontology annotation, biological process: animal organ morphogenesis. Gene Ontology annotation, molecular function: receptor ligand activity; BMP binding. NCBI's taxonomy places the organism in Eukaryota, Metazoa, Chordata, Actinopteri, Salmoniformes, Salmonidae. The record is from RefSeq and is a predicted model, not a curated record.
CCCGGUCGUCCAAAAACACAGCGGGACUCCUGUCCGGAGGCACAGCCGCGCCUAUACCCAAAUCCAGCGACUAAAGCAAAGGCGAGAACUUGGAACGUACAGCUUCGUGGAAAAGACAUAGCCUCCCGUUUUUGGAGAGAAGAGGUGUAAACAGACUCAUAAGGGAAGGGAUAGAGCACGGAGGGGAGGGACCCAGUACGCUGAUGGACUUAGAGACCGAUAGGGUUUCUAAUGCGCAAUGUCUUCUCACCCCUCUCCAUAUCUGUCCGUCUCUCACUGGCGGAAGAUGUAAUUGUUUUCUAGGACUAGGAAUUAUAUCAAGGGUGAAUCCUUGCCUCAGCUGAAAGCAGUUAUAUUUUCCAUUUCCAAUGAUCAACUAGAGCUUAUCCUCCAUCGUCUCUCCGGUCUCCUGCGGGACGGGUGGCAAGAGAGGGUUGGGAGAGACGGGUGUUGAAGCUCUAGUGAAGGGUCUCAGCAGAAUAUUGCUGCAUUUUGGUGGUUCCCAACGGUGCAGUCAUGUGGCAAAGAAUUGUGAUUUGCUGUGCGCUGCUUGAGCUCUGUUCGGCGGCACCGCCCGCUCACAUCAACCGUCUGGCGCUGUUCCCUGACAAGAGCGCUUGGUGCGAGGCCAAGAACAUCACACAGAUAGUCGGGCACACUGGCUGCCAGCCUCGCUCUAUCCAAAACAGGGCGUGUCUGGGGCAGUGCUUCAGCUACAGCGUCCCAAACACCUUCCCCCAGUCCACCGAGUCCCUGGUGCACUGUGACUCCUGCAUGCCUGCACAGACACAGUGGGAAGUGUUACAGUCUUGUCCCAUCGCUGCAACUCUCGUACGGACUCGGGAGAGGCGAAGGUCAAGAGACAUGCAUCCUCCAAAACAUGACCCUGCCGAGCCGCAUUGCUUCUUGACACACUGCCCGCUUAACCCGGAAGCCAGCCGCACCAUUGUGUCGGAGGAAACACAGUACAACUGGCGACGCGUUAGCGUGCAUGCGCCCGGCCGCCACAAGGAGUCACUAGAGCAUGAUGGGACAAGGACAUUCCAGCCUGCCAAACCCUCACCUAACCCGAACGACGAGGGGUCAAUUGUGCAUCGGCUCAUGGGUCUCCCGGUCACGGCCGGCUGUGACACCGCCCGGAUCGAACCCGGAUAUGUAGUGACGCCUCAAGCACUGCGGUGCCUUAGACUGCUGCGCCACUUGGGAGGCCCCAUAAAGGUGACUCUGGAAUGCCCGGGCAGUGAGGACACUCCUCGUGUGGAUAAACUGGUGGAGAGGAUCCUCCACUGCAGCUGCCAGUCCUGCAGUAAGGAGGGAACCCAGGAGGGGGCAGUGAUGCAGCUCUACCUAUCAGAGAGUGCCCAGGACUCUCCUUCCUUACCAGAGAGCCACCAUGGCAGCCCACCCCCUCACUCCCACACAGACACACACUCUCAGCAUGCUCACAAACACACAGAGCCACACCCGCACACGCACACAUCUGAUGGAGGGUAGGUCGCUCGAUCGCCGCUGACACUCCUCUCUCGCCAUUCCUGAUUCUUCUCCCAAACCACUCCACAAGUUGUUUCUUAUACACACAGUUACAGUAUGAUGCAUUUUCCCUUCUUUUCGAUUCAGCCACUGUUUCUUCAUUCAACACCUUAAAAGCACUUUGAAAAUACAACUUCACUUAACAUGACAAUGAAAACUGCUUAUAAAAGCACACACAGAAGCUCACUCAUGCUGUACUCUUCACAAGACAACCAUAGUAUAAAUUAGCGCAUUUAAACUCACCAGUUUACACAAUGUUUGUCAUCUAACUUCUCACUUAGGACAACGAAUAUCACAAUCCUAUACACACUCAGGCAUGCACUCUGACACAGCUAUAGACCUUUGAAGCAGUAGACUUAUUUCUGUUCAUCUGGUGUGAAUUUGUUUUUUAAUCAUAGAGCUACAGUACAAAAUGUACAGUUUCUUGACUUAAUUUCUCUCACCAAUUUGCAUUAGUAUCUGACCUAAAGCUAAAUGUUCCAAUUUGUGCUUCUCAUAUGAGAAUAAAGCUCUUUUUGUUCAAUCUUA